AUGGCGCCUUUACUGGGAGAUACGGUGUUUGAAAUCAGUGGCCAAGGCCCUUCGCCCUCCGAUGACUUCUUCCAGCUUCUUGUUACAAAAAAACAAAAUCCUCCUGAAGGAUUGACAAAUGUGUCCAGAGAUGCCACCUUGGACACCACUUUUCCUGCAGAAAUAAGGGAAAACUACCAAGACUUUUUGCUCUAUCCCAGUCUUCAGAGUGAGAUAGCCUCUGAAAACCAGGUGAUGGUCGGAACCAGUAUCCUGCAAUAUGCCCAGCAUCUGUGCCAGGGGCAGUUUGACUCCCUGGACUGCCUGCCUGAUGCCCCACUGCUGCAGAUAAUGGUCCUCCCUGGAUAAGAGGAUCUCUUGCAGCUCUGGUGCACCUCAGACAGCUGUGUGAUUCCAGACAAUUUUGGGAGCAGAUGGCCAGAGAUCCC
Messenger RNA from Paramormyrops kingsleyae, 428 nucleotides. It is a transcript of the gene fbxo36a, whose product is annotated as F-box protein 36a. The record is from RefSeq and is a predicted model, not a curated record. NCBI's taxonomy places the organism in Eukaryota, Metazoa, Chordata, Actinopteri, Osteoglossiformes, Mormyridae.